AUGAGCCGGCGCUGGCUGCCCGCCAAGCUGCUGCAUGAGCUGAGCAUCAAGCAGGUUCACCUUGAGGCAGAGGAGCCCUCUGAGCACUGCAUCAUUCUGAUUUACACCUUCCCUACUGAGGAGAUUCGCAGGGAUGUCAAGAGCGCUCUUGAAUCCCUGCAAACGCACUUUGUGGAUGCUUUGGGCAGCGAGCCCAGACUGGUGGUUUUUGUGGAUGCCCAAAGCGAGCAUCUACUGGACCAAGAUGUGCGUCCCUUCACACGCCUACGCAUUACACCAGCCGUCAUUCCAGAGCAGGAGCUGAGGCGUCCCAUGCGGUCUUACAGCUGCCAGAGAGGAGAGGUUUGCACUUCAGGCAAUGAGGAGCUUGAGCUUGCAAUGGAUGCCCACCGUGGCAAGGUAAACGAAACUCAGUACUGGUCCCCAACCUACUUACGAAUCUCAAGGUAUACGGCUGGGCCGCUGUUCUUACAUCCUGCUUUAGACUCUUGUACACACUUCCUGAAGAUUGACACCGACUUUUUCUUCACGGAGCCACUCCAAUGGGAUCCCAUCCGAUACAUGAAGAACUCUGGCUUACGACUGGGCUACUGGCAGAUACACGUGCAGGGCCAGCGCCAGGAAGGGUACAUUGAAGCGGCAAUGUCCUUCCUCAAGGAGCAGCAGCUGCCUAUUCGCAAUAUGCGCUUCCAUGCACGUGGUCAGUUUGAGGAGAAGGCGAGGAAGCUACAGAUACCUCUGGAGUCUGUGCCGGUGGCGGACCAGGCAUCGACCGUGUUGUACGGCUGCUUGUUUGGUGGUGACACACGCUUCUUUCGGGAACCACUGUACCAGUCCUUCUUCGAGUACAUGGAUAAGCAGCAAGGCUUUGAAACCUAUGGUUGGAGCAACCAGUUUUUUCUGGGAACCGCCGCAGCGGCCUUCCUGGCCCCAUGCGAGGUCAGCCGGCUUUAUGUCAGUGGUGUGCACCAGGACUCAUCCAUCAACAUCUCACGCAGCGGCCACUUGAUCGAGUUCUUGCUGGGUGCCAGCCACGGCUUCAUGCGGUGA
Molecule: messenger RNA, 1050 nt
Organism: Symbiodinium pilosum
Lineage: Eukaryota; Dinophyceae; Suessiales; Symbiodiniaceae
Source: the annotation of a GenBank genome assembly